Molecule: messenger RNA, 3267 nt
Organism: Odocoileus virginianus texanus
Lineage: Eukaryota; Metazoa; Chordata; Mammalia; Artiodactyla; Cervidae
Source: RefSeq, a predicted model, not a curated record
AGGGGCAUUAAAUAUUUGGAGGUGGAGGGGACCCAGACAUGCAGUCUGUAACAUCUUGAAACAGUUUUCCUUCGGGCCACUGGUAUGCAGCCAAGCCCUCUUGAACUAUGAUUAUUUCAAGCACUUAGGAAUGACAUGCAGGGACCAGAGCCAGGAGUGGCAUCGUCAAAGCCCCUCAGCCCGAGCUCAGCUCUCCCUGUCUCCGGCAGUGCUCGUCGACCUGUGGGAAGGGCCUGCAGUCCCGCGUGGUGCAGUGCAUGCACAAGAUCACUGGGCGCCAUGGCAACGAGUGCCCUGCCCUCGCCAAGCCAGCCGCCUACAAACAGUGCCACCAGGAAGUCUGCAAUGACAAGAUCAACGUGAACACCAUCACCUCCCCUCGCCUCGCGGCUCUGACCUACAAGUGCACACGGGACCAAUGGACAGUGUACUGCAGGGUCAUCCGAGAGAAGAACCUCUGCCAGGACAUGCGGUGGUACCAGCGCUGCUGCCAGACAUGCAGGGACUUCUAUGCGAACAAGAUGCGCCAGCCGCCCCCGCCGCCGAGCUCCUGACAGGCGGCCCGGUGGUCCCGCGAUGCUCUGACGCGAGGUCUGAGUCCCGACGACACGGCUAGAUGAAAGCCCACCCGCCUGAGAGCCUGCCAGGCCUGCGACCGGGACCCACCGAGGCACACCGCGGCUCACCCUGGAGGCUGUCCCGAGAAUCCGACUGCAUAGAACUUGAGAGUGGACUUGAUGUUUGCUUAAUGCUUUUAUACUUAAUAUAUUGUUAACAGCCACUGGAUGGCUUUCUACGAUAAGGAAAAAGAUAGGCAUGAGUCACAAAAUAAUUGUAAUUUCUAAGUUCCACGUACCUCAAAGGGAACACCUCUGACAGACGGUCGUCAAGAGAGACGUCACGGGCGCCCCUGUCUUGACUUUUCCUCUGACUUUUGAAUUCCUAGUGCUCGAUGUACCGCGGGGUGGGGGUGGGGGGCGGGGGGAGGAUAUCCAAAAAAAUGAGAUGCUUUCCUUUAAAAACAGGCUUUAUUCUGAAAGCCAGUGAUGCUCUGGAUGGGAGGAGGCUUCUCCGGAGAGGGGGCGCUGCUGGAGCUCCCCCGACACCACCAGGACGCCACGUGGCGCUGUGCCAGGUCAGGGAACGUGCUUUCUAGGUCCUGGGUCUCUCCUCGGAGGUCUUGUCCCUGGGAGGGUGAGUUUGUGUGAACCACCAAGGAUGCCAGGGCUACGCAGCUCUACACCAGCCACAUGGGGGAGAAUGUUCCGGUGGUGUCCGGGCUAGAGGACGCAGCUAGUGUUCAGAUCUCUGCGGUCCCCCACACAGGGAGACAGCCGCUCCUCAAGGUGCUGUGCGCGGAGGCACGUGCUGGUCUAGCCCUUGGGCUUGCUGCCUGCAUCGAGGUGAGCUCAGCGCAGCUUUGUGAGGCUAGGGGCAUUCCCUCUCUGCUCCCAGGGACCUCUGCUCUAGCCAGUACUUCACGAAGCUUUGCCCAUUAGAGAUGGCUUCACCCUGACCCUGGCCAUCUAUCUGAAGUUGAUUCUUCUUGGAAGCUCUGACUCAGGCUCAGACCUGGUGCUUCACCCUGACAUGGGGCCGGUGUCCUCCAGUACCACUCAGCCUGGUGGAGGAGUGCCCCCUGCCCAGGAUGGCUGUGUGCCCAUCCCGCUCUCCUGUGGUCCAGACCGUGCAGUGUUCAUCACUGUGAUGCUAUCGUUCCUGACCCACGUUAGUGGGGCAAGGAUGACAGAAAAGCCUCAAGAAGGUGUUUGCCUCCUAUGGUCACCUUACCCCUCAUAGUUGGGCCCUCUCUGAGCCCAGGGAGAUGACAGGAGUGUAUGAAAGCACAAAAGAUGGUAGGACCCUGCCCGCUGGGGAGCUUGGGGAAGGGGACCUGGCAUGCUGGGAGGUCUGGUCUGCUGGCCAGCUCAGUGGGUGUUUGAUGGGUGCUUCUGUUCAAGGACUUUAUCAUGAAAAACCCAUCCUCUCCUCCUUUAUGUCAGAGGGGAAUCUUACUUAGGCUAAUCUCCAUGGGAUCAUCUCCAAGUGCUUCUUGAUUUAUUGGUGCUGUGUUUAUGUAUCUGUGUUUGUGUUUUUGACGUCACAACUUUGGAGUCAGCUUAAAUCAGAAAGAAAGAGACACUCUGCCCUCUCCAGCCUGCCCUGCGGGCUGGCUUUGCUUUCUGAUUGUUACUACCCCGAAGGCAGAGAAGUGGUCAGAUGGCCGAGCAUCUGUUCAGUUCCACUUGAAUCUGUGAGAAGUGUUGAGAAAGCUCCUUAGGUGCUCUGUGAAAAGACCCCAGAGGGUGCCAGGCUGGGGCAGCCCACCUGCAGGGUGAGCUCCCGCGGCUGCCCAGAGCCUGUGCAGAACGCUGUCCUCCCUGCUCCGGCUUGGCCGUUAGCAGGCUCCCCCACGGCACUCAAAGCCUUGGGGGAGCUAGGGCUUAGUUUUCUUCCAGUCCCAGAUGGGCUGGACUUUGCCACGGAUGGAUGGAAAGCUCUCAGCCUUGGGGGCUGAGGAGCGGAAUCAGGGCCGCCAGCCAAGGAAGUCAGGGCAGCCUUGCUUGCUGCCUGUGUGGGAACCACGGGCCCACCCGAGCCGGGCAAGCCUGUGCAUGGCCCAGAGGUGAGCCCUUUUCCCGGUGCCUCUCAGUCUCCCCGCUGGCCACCCUGGCCGUAUCAACUGGACGCCCCUGGCAAGGGCCCCACACCCUCAGAAUGCAAGUGAUCGAUUCAGUUAUCGUUAAACAUCCCUUUGGUCCCCCAAAGUUCGGGUUUUUCUGAGCUCUUGUAGCUCUCGCUGGCACUGUCGCUCUGAAAUUCACCAGCCCACCUUCUGUUCACGGCACAAGCAAUGGUUGAUCUCGGUGAAGCUGUCAUGGCAUUCUUGCUCCACUUUGUACAGAAGACAGGGAAACCCUGUCAUUGCAACAGCGAUGUUUCUUUAUUAACAAUACCCUGUACUGUCACUCAAGUACUGUACCUUUUUGGUUGCACAAAUGUGUUACUAACUACAGACUCUCACAAUCGUAUGGUGCUAUUUCAUUGGUGCAAAUGAAACCCUCUCAGCUGACCAUGGCUUGAUAUUAUUAGAACACAGGGAAAGAUCUUCAAUGGCAAUAAUAUCAUUGCUCUGUUCUCUUUUCUUCAUUUCAGAGUCAAAUGUAUAUAUUUUCCAUUAGUUAACUUACGUACUGUACCCAUGGUAUUUUUGUUUUACUUUUUGGUGCUGGUUUGAAAGAAAAAAAAAAAACAGAAGACAAACAU